Molecule: messenger RNA, 4673 nt
Organism: Macadamia integrifolia
Lineage: Eukaryota; Viridiplantae; Streptophyta; Magnoliopsida; Proteales; Proteaceae
Exons: 15
Coding region: 157-4566 (1469 amino acids)
Source: RefSeq, a predicted model, not a curated record
AAAAAAAAAAGAUUCUUUAGUACCGCAGCUACCGCCAACGCAUCAAUCCGUCCCAGCGGGGAGUGAAGAGAUCAGACCCUCGCAAUCUCUCUCACUCUCUAUAUCCGUGCUUUCAUGUGAUACUGGUUUCGAAACUGAUCGUUUUGUUCCUGAUCCAUGGAUCCCAAGGAACGCGAAGAGCUCUGCAACACUGGACCUGAAGAAGAAACAGUGGCCCGUCGAAAGAACCGUUCUAGGCGCGUUAGCUUUGCCGCUGAGAUUACUUCAGUUCACUUUUUUGACAGAGAUGAAGAAUACGAGACGCCUCCAGACUCGAAACCUAAUUCUGAAAACUCGGAAACAAGAGAAGCAAACGAGGAUUUAGGGUUUCAGAAUGAUGUUGGCGGCAGCGAUGAUUCGAAGGAGUUAACGCAAAAUGGAGAAGACGACGAGGACGACGAGGAUGAUGAGGUGAAGGCAUUUGUUCGAGACAUGGUUUUGUCUUCUCCGGGAAGUGCCAUCGGUUCUGCGACCUCCAACGACGAAGAAAAUUUUUUUGGCCCUGUAUCAGCAAGUUUUAUUAGAUCUGGACAGCCAUCAGACUCUGCAGCCUCUGAUGAUAACCAUGAUAUUACUUUGGAUUCCACUGCCUUUUCCAUGCAUUUUCGUAGCCUUGUGCACUCUUCCUCCGGAGGAGAUUUCAAGACACCAUCAAGACAUCAUCUCCCUUUUGAAGAGAGGACACCAUCCGAAACUUCCAUGCCAACCAACCAAAGCAGUUUUAUGGCUCUGACAGGAAUUAAGAAGCCACUUCCUCACUGUUCUGUCUCGGAUGGAAAAUCUAGUGGCGUCUGUGAGUCAAAUGACAUGAGCCUGGUAGUAGAAAAUCCUCAUAGGUAUGAUUAUGGGAGACUGUCACCUACGCUGGGUGCGCUUCUGGCUGAAGGCGGCAAGGAUUUACAUGGCAUAUCUGUUUCUAAUGAUAAUGAGAUUUCAAACUCAUCUAAUUGUCUCAGUAGGGACAGUAGGUUUCCCACGUUCGAUAGGCUAAAGAGUAACUCUAAGGACCUCAAGGAUUCUGGAAGUGAGGAACUGCACAACAUUGUCACCAAUGAUAUGCCUGUUGAGGUGAUUUCUGGUUCCAGCUCUAAAUCGCAUGAGGGAAGUGUAGGAUCUACAACCCCUCGCAUUGACCAGAUCAGUCAUGAUUGCUCAUCUAGUACAAAACAGUCUCAGCCUACUGAUGCUUCCAUUGGUGACCAUAGUCAAAUUCUCUGUGAGUCAGUGAAGGAGAUGCCCUUAUACAUGAAUAAAGGGCCUGGUAGAGACGCUCUUGAAGCUAGGGGAUUGAUAUCGGAAGUUGGUGCCUGUAACAGUGCCACCUCCAAAUCUCCAAGUAAAACACUGGAUGUCAAUUUGAUCGCAGAUCGUGAUUGUGGAUUUUUAGAUGGUCUGAGAGCCUUGAGGAUGGAAGGACCUACUGAUUAUGGAAGUCUUACUCCCACGACACUACAGAUCUCUGAUCGACAAUGUGAAUCUCCAUUGGCUGGGUCUGUGUCCUUGUUAUGUGCCAAAAGAAGACAAUUAUUUUGUAAUGGAACUGUUUCACCGGGUAGUAAGCAAUCAUCUAUUCCAUUUGAUCAGAAGCAUCAUUCUUCCUCUUUAGAGAAUGAUAGAAGAGGACUUGGAAAAAUUGGAACUUCUAUUGAGAAAAGCAUCUCAAAAUUAAAGUUUCUUGAUACUUCUGUUACUGUUGAAGAUGGAUUUGACACUUUGAAACCAAAAUUCUUUGAUAAUAAUUGUAAACUGGCUGCAAAGGCUACUGGUUUGGGUGAAAAUAGCGAAAAUCUUAAACUAAAGAAACUGGAAAUUUCUGCUACUGCUUUAGAAGGGCAUUUGCUAUAUAGUGCUCAGAAGAACAGUGCACAGAGGGAUACAGUUAAUACGAAUGCACAUGGGAGUGAGGCAUCUAAAAACGUUAGCAUGAUGCCUAGACAAGCUGAAAAGGAUGUACAUGUUGUGCAUGAUGGAGAAUUUGAGGAGCAGAUAUCUAACAAUGUGCUCUGCAGUGAUCAGCCUAGUAAGGUAAUGACAGUGGCAGUGUCACCUUUUCAAUUUUCAAGGUCUGGAAAGCAAAUGCAGGAGCAUCCUUUGGCAUCUCACGAUUCCGUUGAAAGAACUUUCAUUACUUCUAGACCUGGUUCCUUAUUAGUAGACAUUACAGAAGAUGCUAAUGCAAAAAAACAAUUAACUGUUACAUCUGAUAAGUUCUCUGCAUCACCUUUUCAAUUUUCAAGCUCUGGAAAGCAAAUGCAGGAGCAUCCUUUGGCAUCUCACGAUUCCGUUGAAGGAACUUUCAUUACUUCUAGACCUGGUUCCUUAUUAGUAGAUAUUACAGAAGAUGCUAAUGCAAAAAAACAAUUAACUGUUACAUCUGAUAAGUUCUCUGCAUCACCUGAACACGCUGGCAUCCUUUCAAGGGCUUUGAAGCAGCAGGAUCAAGGGAACAUGCUUCUCGGUCGCAGCAGUGGACAAGAUGUAGUAGAUUCAGGAUUAAUUGCUGCCAAUGUGAGUCAUUUGACUCCUGAGACUAAAAAAGAUGUCAGUUAUCUGACUCCUGUACUUGGUGGAUUCGGUUCCUUGCUCAAGCAGAAGAGAUCACAAUCUGCCUCACCCAUCAUUGGGAACAAUAGUAGGAGUUCAGUAAAUGUUGCUAAAUUGAAAAGGAUGGGUGAUAACCAACUCUUUCAUGAUCUGCAAAACGAAUCAGGAAACAUUACAGCCUUACAACUUAAUGCUGCUCUGAACUCCCAGUCCAGAAAUCUAGUCAGGAACCAUCGAACAGGGACAGACCUUUCCAUGUUUAGAGAUAAACUAUCUGAGGAAGAGCUUAAAGAAUCUUUAUAUGAGUCUACUUCUCCAUAUGUGCUUGAAAAGGCUACAACUACACCAUUUCCAAAGGUUCUGGUUGAUCAGAUGGCACAAACCCCUUCCUUGAAAGAGGCUUCUAAUUUUCCAUAUACCAACAGGAUGCAGUACUGUGUUGGGAAAGACACCCUUUCCCCUAAAUUAGUUAAUUAUUCAAACCAAAAGUGUCAUAGUAGUUCGCGUCAGGAUCUGCAUAUUUUACAGCAAUUAUUACCCACAUGUGUUGAGAAUUCUGGAAGAAAAAGAAAAAGUGAAGAUGUUAUUCUCAUGGAAAAUAUCCAGGUAGAAGAAACUGGCAGGACUCAGAAGAGCCCAAAAGUACUUGAAAUGGAUGGUAGUGUACCAGAGUUUUCUUCAGAGCAUUUAAUUGUAAUAGAAAAUGAAGUGGACAGGAAUCAAGUUGACAGAGUGCCCAAGCUUUCCUCUGAGGUUUUCUCAAAGUUGUAUGGGGCUAUGAAACAGCUGCUUUCUGAAUCAAGACAUGAGCUUAAUUUAUUGCAGCUUCACAUUCUGGAAGAUAUUUUGGAUCAGCUGCAGAAGGCUAAAAAGUAUGAGAAGCUUUGUGCUGUCAUCCAGUUUCAGCAGAAAAGGGUAGCUGAAGCAAGAUGCUUGCAACAGAUGCUUGUUUAUGAACAGGCAAAGUUGCAAUUAAUGCGUGUGAAGCAUGAGAUAACCCAGAAGAGGUUACGGUUGUUGCAAUCAGGGAUUCAGGAAUUUCAAAAUUGGAAGUUAUGUUCUUUGCAUUAUCUCUUUAUGCCUGGUGUUAGAGGUGCUGAACCCGAGGGAACUCAUUUAACAUCACUAUCUGUUAAUGGCAAAAAUGAGGAAGCUCGUGAUAAAGUAAUCACAAUGAAGAAGGAGCUUGGAGACUUAGAUGAAAAAAUAAAGUCCAUUAUUAAAUGCUUCCAUGAUUCUUGUCACAUAAAAGGAGAACUGAGCUAUGAUGAGUCCGUAGCUAUAGUUAAUGAUUAUCUGAAGAAGAGAAAAUGUUGCAGUUUUAUUCGUCAGGACAUGCAGCCAUGGAGUGUGGAUGACCAGUGGAAUGAGAGUGGUCAUCACAACAUUGCUCUCAAUUACCACAAUUUCCUCUUCCAAAGUUUGACAAUAAUUGUCCACCCCAUUUCAAGUAUAGUUGCUGUGAGCAAAUUGAACGAUACAAACAUCAUAAAGGCCUUUCCAAGUAUUAAUGCUUGCACAGCCUUCGCAUUUGUGUUCAAUGCUGAGGCAACUGACAAGAGGAGCGGCUCUAAAUGUUUGGCUGAAGAAACACAAAUUACCAGUUCUCUUUUGGGUAAUUUGUUAGAUGUGAUUGAAGAAGUACAGGCUGCUCGGAUAAAGCUUCCAGAUCUAGUCGAGACAAGUUUUUACUCUCCCUGUGCUAAACAGCUCAAUUUGCGUCUUUGUUUCAUCCAUUUCAAGACUGGUAUGAAGGUGAUCCUGAUUCUUGACAUGACUUAUUUGAAUUGCGGGGUGUAUCCCUCUGAUGUCGUCCCAUCUCAUGUAUCAACUAACAUCCAUGGAGUGGAAACACCAGUGUCAUCAUCAUUUUCACUGUCACCUGAAAUUAUAGUUGCAGUUGACAGACUUAAAGCUGGACGUGCGAGGAUAAUAAGGCUUUGUAGGUGUGUUUCCCAGGUGGUUCAAGCUUGGAACAGGUAGAUUUUGUAAACAAUCGGUUGCCAUUUGUGUGCUUCGGCAAUUUGUUUGUGUAUUCUAUUGUAUAUAUUGAUGAGUAGUUGUCCAAACAUCCCCUAUUUGGUCUUGCA